AUGGCGAGAAGGAAAGAGGUUUCUACGAGCAACAAAGAAACGCAACAGCAGGAAGAGGAACAACAAAGACGAAAAGAAGAACAGCAACGAGAAGAAGAUGAACAACAGCAACAACAAGAACAACAGUUCCGAUUAAAGGAAGAAAAAGAAAAGGUAGAACAACAGCAAUUCGAGGAGCAAGAAAGACAAAUACAACAGCAACAGCAACAAGAAGAGCAAAAACAAGAUCAAGAAAAACAGCAGCAACAACAACAACAGCAACAAAAUGUCAACCCGGUGGAAGGAGUACAUGGUGGUCUCUACAUACGAUUAGUUCUCAGACGAGAAGGCCGGACGGACUUGGUUUGGCUAUAUAAAACGCACAUGUUCUAA
Polistes canadensis is the source of this 372-nucleotide messenger RNA. Its product is annotated as ataxin-8-like. Bases 1 to 372 code for a protein of 123 amino acids. The transcript has 2 exons. Lineage: Eukaryota; Metazoa; Arthropoda; Insecta; Hymenoptera; Vespidae. The record is from RefSeq and is a predicted model, not a curated record.